Molecule: messenger RNA, 12186 nt
Organism: Ochotona princeps (American pika)
Lineage: Eukaryota; Metazoa; Chordata; Mammalia; Lagomorpha; Ochotonidae
Gene: SPEN
Product: spen family transcriptional repressor
Exons: 14
Coding region: 2023-11778 (3251 amino acids)
Biological process (GO): regulation of transcription by RNA polymerase II
Cellular component (GO): nucleus
Molecular function (GO): mRNA binding
Source: RefSeq, a predicted model, not a curated record
AGGUUUCUGUAGGCAGGUAUUUUGUAUUUGAUAUGGUGAGAAACACAAACUCGUAUUUAGGGGCCCCAGUUGGAUUUAAAGUUUGGGCAUUCUCAAUGUUUCCUAUUUUGGGUUGGAAACAGAAGUGAUCUCUGUCUCACUGGCUGGUGUCUUAUGGAAUCGUAGAGGAUAUUUCCUGCAGCUGAUUGGAUAUCUACUCUUGAGAUGUGAAGUGGUGGAAGAUUUCCUGUGGCAGCAUCAUUUUUGGAGUUACCCGUCUUCUAGAAGUAUCCCUUCUCUUGGAUAUUAAGGCGUUCCUUGGAUAUAUCCUUUCUACCUGAUGGAGCUAUUUGGCUACAACUUUUUGGUUGUACUAUUUGGAAUAUUUCUGGAAUAUUACAGCCUAUGGAUGAUCUUAGAAGUUGAUGUCUGCUUCUUCAUUUCACCACGUGAUAUCUACAAGUGAAUUGGAUUGUCACAAAAGAAUGAAACAGACCAUAGUGAUUCAACCAUUUGGAUUCUACAAUGAUUUAUCAUGGAAAUGUGUAUAUACUUGGAUGAAGAAGAGAGAAGGCGAUGCUUGAGUUUUCCAUUUUGGAUCUACACGAUUUCUGUGUUGGAAUUAUACUCCUUGAUGGAAUUGGGGGAAAUUGACGUGCUGAACGUUCCCAAAACCUGGAAUAUAGCUGUUCUGUUCUAAUUGCUGGAAUGUAUGGGAUGCUGUCAAGACUCCAUUAGCCCAGGGGAAGAGGAUUAUUCUCACUUCUUAAGCCAGUUGCUGCCCACUUAAAAGUACUGUAGUUUGGGACACAUGGUGACGAUCAGUUGUGGAUACAGCAAUCAAAACUGAGCUGGAUGACUACAAAAGAAAGCAGUUGGCGAGCUACCAUGCCUUAUUUGUUGGGAUUGCAGGAUAUUUCCUCGUCUGCCAGCUGCCUGAUUCACACUUAGGACUGGAGAUGUUUAUGAAUGUGGAUCAAUUUAUAAUUGUCUACUUUCUCAAGAAAGAAGUCUGGGGGUUUGAGAGUUUGUCUGGGACUCCUUGCUUCCAGUGGAAUUAUUUUGUCUGGUCACUAAGAUUUUUUUUCUUGUGGUUCAUCUAAAUAUCAUUUGACACCCUUGCCCAUUAAGAAGGUGGAUUACCCCCCUAAGAGGGGCCAAAAUUGGGGAAGUUAUGUUCACAAUUCUCUCCCUAGCUUUAAUUGGGAUUAUAGGUCGUGUUUCCACACUUGGAAAAGGGCUUCAGAUAACAGGGAGCGUGCGUAUGACCAUAGUGCCUAUGGACACCAUGAACGGGGGCCGGGAGGCUUUGAUCGGACGAGACAUUACGAUCAGGAUUACUAUAGAGACCCUCGGGAGCGGACUUUACAGCAUGGGCUCUAUUACACUUCUCGAAGUCGAAGUCCAAACCGCUUUGAUGCUCAUGACCCCCGAUACGAACCUAGGGCUCGGGAGCAGUUUACGCUGCCCAGUGUGGUACACAGGGAUAUCUACAGGGAUGACAUUCCCCGGGAGGUACGAGGCCGAAGGCCAGAGCGGAAUUACCAGCACAGCAGGAGUCGCUCACCACAUUCAUCCCAGUCUAGAAACCAGUCUCCUCAAAGACUGGCUAGCCAAGCGUCCAGACCCACCAGGUCCCCUAGCGGCAGCGGCUCUAGGAGCAGAUCCUCCAGUAGUGAUUCAGUCAGCAGCAGCAGUAGUACCAGCAGUGACAGCAGUGACUCCAGUAGUAGUUCAAGCGAUGACUCCCCAGCCCGAUCCGUCCAGUCUGCAGCAGUCCCAGCACCUGCUUCCCAGUUGCUUUCAUCUCUGGAAAAAGAUGAGCCCCGUAAAAGUUUUGGGAUCAAAGUUCAGAAUCUUCCAGUACGCUCUACAGAUACAAGCCUUAAAGAUGGCCUUUUUCAUGAAUUUAAGAAAUUUGGAAAGGUGACUUCAGUACAGAUACACGGAACUUCUGAAGAAAGGUAUGGUCUGGUAUUUUUUCGGCAGCAAGAGGACCAAGAAAAAGCAUUGACUGCAUCGAAAGGAAAGCUUUUCUUUGGUAUGCAGAUUGAGGUGACAGCAUGGACAGGGCCAGAAACAGAAAGUGAAAAUGAAUUUCGUCCCUUAGAUGAGAGGAUAGAUGAAUUUCACCCCAAAGCAACAAGAACUUUAUUUAUUGGGAACCUUGAAAAAACCACUACUUAUCAUGACCUUCGCAACAUCUUCCAGCGCUUUGGAGAAAUUGUGGAUAUUGAUAUUAAGAAGGUGAAUGGAGUUCCUCAGUAUGCGUUCUUGCAAUAUUGUGAUAUUGCCAGUGUUUGUAAAGCUAUUAAGAAGAUGGAUGGAGAGUACCUUGGAAAUAACCGCCUCAAGCUGGGAUUUGGAAAAAGCAUGCCUACAAACUGUGUGUGGCUAGAUGGGCUUUCUGCAAACGUGUCAGAUCAGUAUUUAACGCGACAUUUCUGCCGAUACGGGCCCGUGGUAAAGGUCGUGUUUGACCGCUUGAAAGGUAUGGCUCUGGUUCUCUACAAUGAAAUUGAAUACGCACAAGCAGCUGUAAAAGAGACCAAAGGGAGGAAAAUUGGCGGAAAUAAAAUUAAGGUGGAUUUUGCAAAUCGGGAAAGUCAGCUGGCAUUUUAUCAUUGCAUGGAGAAGUCUGGUCAAGAUAUCAGAGACUUUUAUGAAAUGUUAGUAGAAAGAAGAGAGGAACGCAGAGGGUCCUAUGACUACAGCCAAGAUCGCACUUAUUACGACACUGUCCGUGCGCCAGGCACAUAUCCUGAGGACUCCAGGCGGGACUAUGCAGCCCGAGGGAGAGAGUUCUAUUCAGAGUGGGAAACUUACCAAGGAGACUACUAUGAAUCACGCUACUAUGACGACCCUCGAGAAUACAGGGAUUACAGGAGUGAUCCUUACGAGCAAGAUAUCCGGGAGUACAGUUACAGGCAAAGGGAACGAGAAAGAGAAAGAGAGAGAUUUGACUCUGACCGUGACAGAGACCAUGAGAGGAGGCCCACUGAACGGAGUCAGAGUCCAGUUCACCUGCGGCGGCCACAGAGCCCUGGAGCCUCCCCCUCACAAGCGGAGAGAUUGCCUGGGGACCCGGAGAGAAGGCUGUACAGCCGGUCCUCAGACCGGAGCGGGAGCUGCAGCUCACUGUCCCCGCCAAGGUACGAGAAAGUCGACAAGUCUCGUUUGGAACGCUAUACAAAAAAUGAAAAGACAGACAAAGAACGAACUUUUGAUCCUGAAAGAGGAGAGAGACGAUUAAUACGGAAGGAAAAAGUGGAAAAGGACAAACCUGACAAGCAGAAGCGGAAAGGAAAAGUUCAUUCCCCUAGUUCUCAGUCUUCCGAAACAGACCAAGAAAAUGAGAGAGAGCAGAGUCCUGGGAAGCCAAGGAGUUCUAAUAAACUGAGCAGAGAGAAAGUGGACAAAGAAGGAAUUGCAAAAAAUCGUCUAGAACUCAUGCCGUAUGUGGUUUUGACUCGAGUCAAAGAGAAAGAGGGAAAAGUUAUCGAGCACAGUCCUUUGGAAAAGCCAAAGUCCAAGCUUGAUAAUGACUCUCUCAAGUCUUCUGCUCUAGAUCAGAAACUUCAAGCCUCUCAGACAGAGCCUGCCAAGUCAGACUUGUCUAAACUGGAAUCUGCUAGAAUGAAAGUGCCAAAGGACAAGGGGCUUUCCAGCCAUGUUGAUGUGGUGGACAAGGAGAGCAGGGUCAAAGCCAGAAAGCACCUCAAGCCAGAGCAGCCUGCAGACGGGGUGAGCGCCACGGGGCUGGAGAAGCUGGAAGCCAGGAGGAGACGUUUUGCAGAUUCGGGUUUGAAAGCAGAUAGGCAAAAGCCAGAGGUCAAGAAGAGCAGUCCAGAUGCGGAAGAAGCUCGGGGACUUGUUAAAAAGCAGCCUGACACAUCAUCUAAAGAUGGCACUCUGCUGAGAGAAGGAGAGCCUGAAAGAAAGACGGUGAGAAAAGAUGUUCCUAAGAGAGAAUCUAAAAAAAUCAAACUGGACAGACUGAAUGCUGCGCCCAGCCCCAAAGAUGGGCCCGAGCUCCCCAAUGCUUCUGUGGGGUCUGGAUCAAGGGCCAGCUCAGACCCGCAGUCAAGACUGGCAGAGCCAGCAGGGGAGUCUGUGGAAAGUCAAGAGGUGCAACCCAAGAAACCUGUCUCUUCCAAACCACAGAGCAAACAGCUGCAGCCGGCAGAGGAUCAAGGCCCAGAGAGAGAGGAUGCUAGGAAAAACUACUGCACCCUUCACGACGAAACACCUGACCGUAAAUCGAGCCAAGAGAAACCACAUCCAGUAAAUCCAGAGGAAAAAAUUGGCAUUGACAUUGAUCACACACAGAGCUACCGAAAACAAAUGGAGCAGAGCCGUAGAAAGCAGCAGAUGGAGAUGGAAAUAGCCAAGUCCGAGAAGUUUGGCAGUCCUAAAAAGGACGUAGAUGACUAUGAAAGACGUAGCCUUGUUCAUGAGGUGGGCAAACCCCCACAGGAUGUCACCGAUGACUCGCCUCCCAGCAAAAAGAAAAGGCUGGAUCAUGUAGACUUCGACGUCUGUACCAAGAGAGAGAGGAAUUACAGAAGUUCACGCCAAGUCAGUGAAGAUUCGGAAAGGACUGGUUGUUCUCCCAGUACCCGCCAUGGCUCCUUCCAUGAAGAUGAUGAUGCUCUGGGGCCCCCUAGGCUCAUGUCAGUGAAAGGGUCCCCUAAAGUAGAUGAGAAAGGUCUCCCCUAUUCUACCUUAACUGUCAGAGAAGAGUCCUUAAAAUUCAAUCCGUACGAUUCCAGUAGGAGAGAACAGAUGGCAGACAUGGCCAAGAUGAAGCUCUCUGUCCUGAACUCCGAAGAGGAUCUGGGUCGCUGGGAUGCUCAGCUGAAGCAGGAUGCCAGCAGGUUUGAUGUGAGUUUCCCAAACAGCAUAAUUAAGAGAGACAGUCUUCGAAAGAGGUCUGUGCGUGAUCUGGAGCCGGGCGAGGUGCCUUCCGACUCUGAUGAGGACGGGGAAUGCAAACCCCACUCCCCCAGAGCCUCCGCCCUCUAUGAGACUUCUCGGCUGUCUUUUUUAUUGAGGGACAGAGAGGACAAACUACGGGACCGAGAUGAAAGACUGCCAAGUUCUCUAGAAAGGAACAGAUUUUACUCUUUUGCACUGGAUAAGACAAUUACACCAGACACUAAAGCUUUGCUUGAGAGAGCUAAAUCCCUCUCCUCGUCUCGAGAGGAGAACUGGUCUUUUCUUGAUUGGGACUCCCGCUUUGCUAAUUUUCGAAAUAACAAAGAUAAAGAAAAAGUUGACUCUGCUCCAAGACCUAUUCCAUCCUGGUACAUGAAAAAGAAGAAAAUUAGGACAGAUUCAGAAGGGAAAAUGGACGAUAAAAAAGAUGACCAUAAAGAGGAAGAGCAGGAAAGGCAAGAAUUAUUUGCUUCUCGUUUUUUACACAGUUCAAUCUUUGAACAAGAUUCCAAGCGCUUACAGCAUCUGGAGAGAAAGGAGGAAGAGCCAGACUUUGUUUGUGGAAGGUUGUAUGGGAGGCAGACAUCAGAUGGCACCAGCAGCACAGCUGAUUUGAUUCAAGAGCCAGUCGUUUUGUUCCAUAGCAGAUUCAUGGAGCUCACACGAAUGCAGCAGAAAGAAAAAGAAAAAGAUCAAAAACCGAAAGAGGUUGAGAAACCAGAAGAGACAGAGAGUCAUCCCAAGACGCCAGAGUGUGCUUCUGAGAAUAAAGAGUCAGAGCUGAAGGUGCCAGCUGCCGGUGGGCCUCCUGGCGGCCAAGCUGGAACUCCAGAGCCAGCAGCGUCAGCGCCAGAGAAGGCGACCGGCGAGAAGACGGGGGACGAGCCUUCUGUCACAGAAGAGAAGGCCGUCGAGCCUGUCCCUGUCGCAGAUGAAGCAAAACCUGUGUCUGAACCAGCCCCUGUUCUUGCGGAACAACCCGAACAAGCAGAUUUGCCUCCAGGAGUAGAUAUCAGUCAAGGUGCUGCCGGGGCUGCUGGGGCUGCUGGGGCGGAGGAACGUGUCUCUGUUGACCCACCACCUUCUCUGGAUGCUAAGCCUCCAACUCCUGGGGCCUCCUAUUCCCAGGGAGAGAGCACUGUGGCUCCAGAAGCUGAUAGUGCUCAGCCGCUUGCAAAGCCAACACGGAAGGCAGAGGAAGCUGAGGAGCCAAAGGCCGAAAAGCCACACUCACCUGCUUGCGAUGAGCCUGCUGCAAGUCAGAAAGCUGAAGUUGCCUCUGAGGCUCUGCCCCAAGUGUCCGAGGACUUGGAGGUUGACCCUCCAACUGCUGUAAAAGAUAAAAAGCCAAACAAAAGUAAGCGUUCUAAGACCCCAGUCCAGGCAGCUGCAGCAAGCACUGUGGAGAAGCCCGUCACGAGGAAGAGUGAGAGAAUAGACCGGGAGAAGCUAAAGCGAUCCAGUUCUCCCCGCGGGGAAGCACAGAAGCUUUUAGAACUGAAGAUGGAGGCAGAGAAAAUUACAAGGACUGCUUCAAAAAACUCUGCUGGGGACCCCGAGCAUCCUGAACCAAGCUUGCCGCUCAGCCGCACCAGGCGCCGGAACGUCAGGAGUGUUUACGCCACCAUGGCUGACCGCGAAAGCCGCUCUCCGGCCAAAGAGCCCACGGAGCAACCCAGGGUAACCCGAAAACGAUUGGAGCGAGAACUUCAGGAAGCCGCAGCAGUUCCCACCACCCCUCGCAGGGGAAGGCCUCCAAAGACGCGCCGUCGGGCCGAAGAGGAUGAUGAUGAGGCCAAAGAGCCCACAGAGACACUCAAGCCUGAAGGUUGGAGAUCCCCGCGAUCUCAGAAAUCGGCGGCCGGAGGCCUCCAGGGAAGAAAGGGGAGAAAUGAAGCCAGAGUUGAUCCUGAGCGUCCUGAGGCCACUGCUGAGGAGAGUGCCCAGGUCCCCGCUAAGGAAAGUAACGCCAAGUCCAAGACUGAUAAAGAAGCAGCAGCGACUGAGCAGAAAUGCGAUAGGAAAGAAAGCACGGACAGAAACAUCCCCGAGGUAGCUGCAGCUGAAGUGGUGGAGAAAAAGCCAGCCCCUGAAAAAACCUCCAAAUCCAAGAGAGGCAGAUCCCGCAGUGUGAGGUCAGCCAUGGACAGAUCUGCAAGUCUGAAAAGUGUGGAGGCCACCGCCAGUCCCGGCGUGGCUGCGGGGCAGGCCACAGUGAAGGAAGCUGGGGUCGUAGCCGUCUCCCCUGAGAAAAGCAAGACUUCUCCAAAGGACGAUACUCUACCAUCUCAAUUGAAAAAUGACUGUGUGGAUGCAGACGGGGAGGCAGAGAAGGAGGACACGUCUGCCUCCCCGGAAACCACCCAGCUAGCUAAGCAGAUGGAGCUGGAGCGGGCCGUGGAGAACAUCGCCAAGCUCACCGAAAGCGCCGCCGCGGCGUACAAGGCAGCAGGUGCACCCGAGGGCCUUGCUUCAGAGGACAAGCCCACACAGCAGGCAAGUGAAACAGAGCUGGCCGCGGCCAUUGGCUCCAUCAUCAACGACAUUUCUGGGGAACCAGAAAACUUCCCAGCCUCUGCGCCUUACUCGGCAGACUCUCAGACACAUGUGCAGCCUCCUGAGGAAGGAGUGGAGCCUGAGACCAAUGAGGCGGUGUCUGGCAUCUUGGAGACUGAGACGUCCACAGAGUCUUCUAGGCCAGCAGCCAGUGCCGCUGACCCCUCAACAGGGCCAGCGAAUGCAGAGAGAAUCAAGGAAUCCAGAGAGAACAGCAGCGAAAGCUCGCCACCAGCACAGGAAGCCAAAGGGCCAAAAGAAGCAGAAGUUGCCCAGGUGCGGAAGGACAAGGGGCGCCAGAAGACAACCCGCUCGCGCCGCAAACGGAAUACAAACAAGAAGGCAGGGGCUGCCCCAGAGCCGCAUGCCUCCAAGGCGGAGCUCACUGCUUCCAGCGAGGGGACGACUGAGGGGACGGUGGUGCCACCCCCAGAACCUCCCCAGGAGGAGGAGCAGAGCAAAAAGCCCCCCUCCUCUCCUGCCCCGGCACAUGCUUCUGAUCCAAGCGAGUCUCCGCCUGCGGAGUGCGUGUCUCAAGAGAGCACUGUUGCUGAAGAGAGAACGCCACCCAGUGCCCCGGCCCUCCCAGAGCUGCCCCCUCCUGCCCAGCUGGUACCCGUGGAUGAUGAGCCGCAAGCCAGGUUCAAGGUGCAUUCAGUCAUCGAAAGUGACCCCGUGACACCUCCCAGCGACUCAAGUGUACCCCCACCUACAAUUCCUUCUGUGACGCCCGUAAAGCUGCCCCCACCUGCUGCCUCUGGGGGGAUCGCACACCAGAGUCCCCCUGCUAAGGUGACAGAGUGGAUCACAAGGCAGGAGGAGCCCCGGGCUCCGUCCACUCCGUCCCCAGCUCUUCCCCCAGACACAAAGGCCUCUGAUGUUGACACCAGCUCCAGUACAUUGAGGAAAAUCCUCAUGGACCCCAAGUACGUGUCAGCCACGGGCAUCACCUCCACGAGUGUCACCACAGCCAUUGCAGAGCCUGUCAGUGCCACCCCUUGCCUGCAUGAGGCACCGCCCCUCGCAGCUGAACCAAAAAGGCCUCUUUUGGAAGAAAAAACACCAGCUGCAGUUACCAGCCCCUGUGACACUCAAGUCCCGGAGGUGCCGGUGGCAGCUGACAAGGAGAAGGUGGCUCCAGUCAUUGCUCCCAAAAUCACUUCUGUGAUCAGCCGGAUGCCUGUCAGCAUUGACUUGGAGAAUUCCCAGAAGAUCACCCUGGCGAAACCCGCUCCGCAGACCCUCACUGGCCUGGUGAGCGCCCUGACGGGCCUGGUGAAUGUCUCCCUGGUGCCCGUGAAUGCCCUGAAGGGCCCUGUAAAGGGCUCCAUGGCCACGCUGAAGGGCUUGGUGAGCACGCCUGCAGGGCCUGUCAACGUCCUGAAGGGGCCUGUCAACGUCCUCACGGGGCCCGUGAACGUCCUCACGGCCCCUGUGAACGCCACCACAGGCAUGGUGAAUGCCGCCACGGGCACCAUCAACGCCACGGGGCCAGUGAACGCCGGUGCCAUCACGGUCGCAGCCGCAACAGUGACUGCGGCAGCUGGUGGGGUGACCAGCACAGCUGGCGCAGUGACCGCAGCUGGUGCCGUGAUUGCACCGUCAGCCAAGUGCAAACCGAGAGCCAGCACUAACGAGAAUAGUCGGUUCCACCCUGGGUCUAUGUCCGUGAUCGACGAGCGGCCGGCCGAGACGGGCUCUGGCGCAGGGCUGCGUGUGAACACUUCCGAAGGGGUUGUCCUUCUGAGCUACUCGGGGCAGAAGACAGAAGGCCCCCAGCGGAUCAGUGCCAAGAUCAGUCAGAUCCCCCCUGCUAGUGCGAUGGACAUUGAGUUCCAGCAGUCGGUGUCCAAGUCCCAGGUCAAAGCUGACUGUGUCACGCCAUCCCAGGCCACAGCCAAAGGCCCUCAGGCCCCUUCAGGCUAUGCGAACGUGGCCACCCAUUCCACUUUGGUCCUGACUGCCCAGACGUACAACGCGUCUCCUGUGAUCUCCUCUGUGAAGCCUGACCGGCCAUCCUUGGAGAAGCCCGAGCCCAUCCACCUCUCGGUGUCUGCGCCGGUCACUCAGGGAGGCACGGUGAAGGUCCUCACGCAGGGCAUCAACACACCUCCCGUGCUGGUCCACAACCAGUUGGUCCUCACCCCCAGCAUCGUAACCACUAACAAGAAGCUUGCUGACCCUGUCACUCUCAAGAUAGAGACCAAGGUCCUUCAGCCAGCUAAUCUGGGAUCCACUCUCACUCCUCACCACGCUCCUGCUCUGCCCAGCAAACUGCCUGCGGAAGUGAACCAUGUCAGCGCGGGACCUAGCACCCCGACAGAUCGAACUGGCCCCCACUUGGCAACCACAAAGCCAGACACACACUCUGCCAGACCCAGUGGGCCUGCCUCCUCCCCGUUCCCAAGGGCGUGCCACCCCAGCAGCACCACCUCCGCUGCAUUGUCUACCAAUGCCACAGUCAUGCUGGCCGCGGGGAUCCCAGUGCCUCAGUUCAUCUCCAGCAUCCACCCAGAGCAGUCUGUCAUUAUGCCGCCCCACAGCAUCACCCAGACUGUGUCCCUCGGCCACUUGUCCCAGGGUGAGGUGAGAAUGAGCACCCCCACCCUGCCCAGCAUCACCUACAGCAUUCGACCAGAGACCUUGCACUCCCCUCGGGCUCCCCUGCAGCCCCAGCAGAUUGAGGUCAGGGCCCCCCCGCGUGUGGGGACGCCCCAGCCAGCAGCUGCUGGUGUGCCUGCCCUGGCCUCCCAGCACCCCCCUGAGGACGAAGUCCAGUAUCACCUCCCCGUGGCUCGCGCUGCGGCCCCAGUGCAGUCUGAGGUGCUGGUCAUGCAGUCUGAGUACCGGUUGCACCCGUACACCGUGCCCCGAGACGUAAGGAUCAUGGUGCAUCCGCAUGUGACGGCAGUCAGCGAGCAGCCCCGCGUGGCAGAUGGGGUCGUGAAGGCCCCACUAGCCAGCAAGGCCCCCCAGCAGCCAGUGAAAGAAGCUGCCAAGACAUCAGAUGCCAAAGCAGCCCCUGCGCCUGUGCCUGCGCCUGCCCCUGUCCCCGCCCCUGCCCCUGCCCCUCACGGUGAGGCGCGCAUACUCACCGUCACCCCUAGCAACCAACUCCAGGGGCUGCCUUUGACACCCCCUGUGGUGGUGACCCAUGGGGUGCAGAUUGUGCACUCCAGUGGGGAGCUGUUUCAGGAGUACAGGUACGGCGACAUCCGGACUUACCACGCCCCAGCUCAGCUCACUCAUGCCCAGUUCCCUGCCGCUUCCUCAGUUGGCCUGACUUCACGGACCAAGGUCCCUGCGCAGGGUCCUCCAGAAAGUGAGCCCUUGCCACCCGCACAACCCUCGCAGUCCUCACAGCCUGUCCCACCUGUGCCAUCCCCGCAGUCUGCUCAGCCUGCCCUGCCUUGCCAGCCGUCACAGCUCAGCCAGCCUGGCCAGCCAUCAAGCAGCAAGGUGCCUCAAGUCUCGCAGGAGGCCAAGGGGACCCAGACUGGGGGAGUCGAGCAGCUUCGCCUCCCGGCUGGCCCUCCCAGCAGGCCCUCGGAGUCCCUUGCCCAGCUGCAGAGGGCCCAGGUGGAAGCAGGCCAGACUUCCCACCCUUCCCCUGUCUCUGUCUCCAUGAAGCCUGACCUCCAGGCCCCUCUUCCUGCUCAGGCUGCCCCAAAACAGCCAUUGUUUGUCACCACGGCCUCUGGCCCCAGCACCCCGCCAGGCCUGGCUCUGCCACACGCUGAAGCCCAGCCAAGCCCCAAGCCAGAUGCCUCACCACACUUGACAUCCCAGAGACCUGUGGACAUGGUCCAACUUCUGAAGAAGUACCCCAUCGUGUGGCAGGGCCUGUUGGCCCUCAAGAAUGACACAGCUGCCGUGCAGCUCCACUUUGUGUCUGGCAACAACGUGCUGGCGCAUCGUUCCCUGCCGCUCUCCGAGGGAGGCCCCCCACUGCGGAUAGCCCAGAGGAUGCGGCUGGAGGCCUCGCAGCUGGAAGGGGUUGCCCGGAGGAUGACGGUGGAGACAGAUUACUGUCUGUUGCUGGCUCUGCCCUGUGGCCGUGACCAAGAAGACGUCGUGAGCCAGACUGAAUCUCUCAAGGCUGCCUUUAUCACCUACCUGCAAGCCAAGCAGGCAGCUGGGAUCAUCAAUGUUCCCAAUCCUGGCUCCAAUCAGCCCGCCUACGUGCUGCAGAUCUUCCCGCCCUGCGAGUUCUCCGAGAGUCACCUCUCCCGGCUGGCCCCAGACCUCCUGGCCAGCAUCUCCAACAUUUCUCCCCACCUCAUGAUUGUCAUUGCCUCGGUGUGAGCCCCUGGAUGGUCCCCACCUUUGGGUACGUUCUCAAGGCUCUGCAGUGAAACGGAACCAGUGGACAGCGCGGCCAGGCCAGAAGCAGCUGCUGAAGGGGAGGACUCCACUGCCAGAUGCCAGCCUCCUGCUCCCGCGCCUGCGGACAGACCUCUGGGCAGUGGUGCUGCUACGUGUAUGUUUACCUGAUGCUCUAGCCCAAGGACACAGAUGAUCAACCGCUGGCCUGGCAGGCGCCUUGGGACUGGGGUUCUCUCUCUUCUUUUUGAAGAAAAGGAACAGGGCAGUGGAAUUACAUUGUUUUUGUUUUUAAGAAACAAGAAACAGAACUGCCUUUGCACUAAAUUAGUGACUUGGACUUUGCACAGUGAAGACGGGCUGUGACUGGGUGUUGAACACGGCAAGGAC